Molecule: messenger RNA, 3476 nt
Organism: Sipha flava (yellow sugarcane aphid)
Lineage: Eukaryota; Metazoa; Arthropoda; Insecta; Hemiptera; Aphididae
Product: gastrula zinc finger protein xFG20-1-like
Exons: 10
Coding region: 495-3401 (968 amino acids)
Biological process (GO): regulation of transcription by RNA polymerase II
Cellular component (GO): nucleus
Molecular function (GO): RNA polymerase II cis-regulatory region sequence-specific DNA binding; DNA-binding transcription factor activity, RNA polymerase II-specific
Source: RefSeq, a predicted model, not a curated record
UUAUUACCACUAGUAGUAAACACUUGUUCAGCGUGUGAGCACGCCUUUUACGUUAUUACCGCAACUUGGGGAUCAAUUUCUGUUUAUUUGUUAUUUAUUUAUUUAUAUUGGUUCGCAUUUGUCCUUCUGAUUUUUGGAAACAUUUAUCAUUUCCCUUCCACUACUGUCAAUGUUUUCCGUUCGUUUUGUCGCAUUAGUUGGAAAAUAUUAUUUACAUUUUUUUUAAUCCGUGAUUUAUGACACCAAAAUCAUCAUGGAUAUAAAUGACGGUGAUCAAGCACUACCGGUGAUUUUUCAGAGAAUCCGGGACUCGGAUGUCUUUGGAAUGUAAAACUAUGCCGCGAAAAAGAUAUCCAGGGGAAGCCCCUGUUAAAUACGGUUUUCGGUCUCUGCCAGUCACUUAAAAAUUUGCCCUUAUUACAUCAUACAUAUUUACAUCGACGUUUCUGGGAAGUUUGCAAACGCUUGGAAAUCCACUGGACGGUACGAUCGAGAUGAGUCCCAGCCACAACGAGAACAAAAACGUCAUGUGUCAUUCGGACAAAUCAUCGCUGUCGGCUCCUUUGUCGACUGGAAACUACUUGCAUAAGAAAUUUAAAAAAGUCGCAACAGCAGAUGAUUGUCCCGAAGUUGCUGCAGUUCCCGCACCUGUGUUAACCAAUGAUGAAUAUUCUGUUGAAGGUGUUUGGAGACAUAAGUGUCCAUACUGUAAAACUGUAUGCACAAAGCCUAGUGCUCUUGCUAAACAUUUACAAGUACACUCAGAUGAACGUCCAUUUCCAUGUGAAACUUGUGGAUUUGCUUUUAAAACAAAAAGCAAUCUGUCAAAACACUGUAAAUCGCAAUCACAUACUGAACGGUUGGCUAAGGAAGAACCAGAAGAGACUAAGCCAAAAAUAUACAAACCAAAAUUUCGCACUACUUCAAUAUAUACUGAAUUGGAAGAAGAUAGAUCAAAGGAUCUUAAAACCGUUAUAGAGACUGUGCCUUUGUUAGCAUACAAACAAGAAGAAGAUUUUUCUCAGCCUUUGAAUUUGACUGUGGCAUCAAUUAAAAAAUACCAGAAUGAAAUUGCUCCGGUCGAAAAUGGUCAAAAUGAACUAAAAGGUGUUUACAAGUUGCUAUUAAACCAAAUAAAUAAGUGUAAUGGAAACAAAGAGCAACCUUUUUGUGAAAUGUGUGGCUUAAAAUUCAAUAACAAAGAAGAUCUGGUCAGACAUAUUUGUGACCGUAGUCCUAAUGAAACUAAGUAUCCAGAAACUAAAACGGUAGCUAUACCACUUCCGUCACCUGGUCCAUUGUUGGGGCGUACACCUUUAGUUGAGUUUCAUAGAUCGAAAGAACCUGAAGUUCCAAAACCAAUUUUGGUACGUAUGGGUAACUUAGGACAACAGCAGGAUAUGCUUGCUAUUUUUCAAUGUGGUAGAGACGUACCUUAUGUACCAGGUAUACCGGGUCCAAAUACAGUAAUCCCUCAUCAAUUUCGGCCACAGUAUGAACCGAAAAAGUCUGAACCUCCUCCUUUGAAAAAACACAAAAUGGAAGAAGAAUUCGUAGUUUCGACAUCCCACCAUCAGAUUUUAACAACUACAAUAACCACCACUACAGUCUCUCAGAAAUUUGUACGACCAACAUCAUUAGCAUUCAAACCAGGAACAUUCAGUACUAACCGCAUGUUACCUGUGGUGAGUCCCGAUACUCCAAGACCUAAAAAAAGCUAUCAACAGUUGUAUUUAAAUGGUCAUGCUUAUACAUAUCUUGGAUUAAAAUGCUCGACUAGAGUUUUUUAUUGUACACUGACCAAAUGUCAACCUACAUACACUAUUCUUCCAGAAGUUAAUACCAUUUCCAUGUACUCAAAUUGGAAGAUAUGUUCUGAUAUGGGAAGUAAUAUAUUGGGAGUUCGAGGCAUGGACUUAUAUGACUCAAGCCAACGUAAUCAUAAAUAUACACAAGCUACUCAGUCUCAUGACUAUAUAGUUGCUCAUUCAUCUUAUAAACACCAAAAGGUAUCUGAUCAAAGAAAUAAAGUGGAAUUCAGCUCUGUAGGAAAAUUAAAGAUCUGUCCCGGAGGUUUUGAAUCCAAUGAAGAUUAUGUUUAUGUAAGAGGUAGAGGAAGAGGGCGAUAUGUAUGUGCUGAUUGUGGUAUACGUUGUAAGAAGCCUUCAAUGCUCAAGAAACAUAUCAGAACUCAUACUGACUUAAGGCCAUAUACUUGUACACAAUGUACCUUCAGUUUUAAAACUAAAGGAAAUUUGACAAAACAUAUGAAAUCUAAAGCACAUUUUAAGAAAGGAGUUGAACUGGAUCUAAAUCCAAUGCCUAUAGAUGAUAUUAAGCAAUUUGAUUCUGAAGAUAUGGAAGAUUACUCUGAAGACAAUAUGGAUGAUGAUGAUGAUAUUGAUGAUGAGGAUGAUGAUGAGGAAGCUGUAGAUAAACUUGGAUGGCGUAAAACUCAAUCAGAUUUUGAUGCAGCACGUUCAUUAUUAAGACUUUCACAAGUUUGCCCAUCACAAAUACCUCAGUCAAAUCAUGCAAAAGCUGGAAUAUUACCUUAUGAUCACCGACCAGUAUCAUAUCCAUAUCAAUCUCCUUUAUCAAUAGCUGAGUUUGAGUUUCAAAUUAAUUAUCAAAACCGAACACAAAUGAGUUCACCUAUGCAAACUUCUAAUCGUCUUGAAGUAUCACCUGUUUCAUCUACUACAGUUUUUAAUAAUCCAGUGGUUGUUCAAACUACACCUACAGAUUUGAGGCACAAUGUAAGUGCAAUUUUAAACAGUAGCCCAAAAUCUAUUGUCAAUAAACCAAUGGAUCUUUCACGUUUUGGUGGCACUAAAGAACUAGAACAAAUAAAUAAAUCUCAAGUGGCUGGAUCACAGUCUUCGAAAAAACCAAAAGCAUUAUUUCGACAACCUACUACGAAUGGUCCAUCUCAAAAAUAUACUAGUAUUCUUGAAGAUGGGCGAAGUAAAUGUAUGGUAUGUGAUAAGGUAUUUAAUAAACCUAGUCAAUUACAAUUGCACAUCAAUAUACAUUAUUUUGAACAACCAUUCCGUUGUGAAAGCUGUAAAGAAUCAUUCCGAACCAAACAUUUGCUUCAAAAACAUUUGGAUUCUAGCUCGCACUUGAAUAAAGUGAAUAUGAUGUCCACUCAAGGAUCAAUUGUUAAAAAUCCAAGGCCAUUUGAGUGUGCUGAUUGUCAAGUUGGAUUUCGAAUUCAUGGACAUUUAGCUAAACAUUUACGAUCCAAAAUGCAUAUACUUAAAUUGGAGUGUUUAGGGAAAAUACCUUUUGGGACAUAUGCAGAAAUUGAACGUUUAGGAUUGAAUUUAAAUGAUAUUGAUACCACCGAUUGUGACAGUGCUUUAAAAAGUUUACAAGCUAGCCAAAAAGCCAUAUAACCAAAUAAUUAGUCACGAGUUAAAGUUGAACAUUUGGUUUUAAAAUUUGUGUGAAAAUUAUGAUGCGCUCAACAU